GCACCCUAUUUGGACAGAAUUCCCGAAGAAACUGGCAGCGAGACUUCUUCCAUAACAACCGAAGCCAGGGAAAUACUCAGAUCCUCAGACGGUCACAGCAGACGGAACCUUACCGGCAUCGUCCCAGGCCAAGCUGGAGCAAUGACUUGCAGAGCAACCGGGCAACCCCGCCCCGGGGAUUCCUCCUCUUACCUGAACCAAGACCCGGUGCCCACGCACAUCAUGUCCACGGAUCCAUUGCCCAGUGUGCCCCUGCCGCAUCGGUCAGGGUUCCUGGGCACGUAUUCGGCCCCAAUGCCGCAGCCAGACAACACGCUUAUGGUGCUCCGCAAGGCCAAAGAGGCCCUGGAGAAAAAGCUGCUGGAGGAACACCAGCGACUACAAAGGGAGGCUGAAAAAGCCAAAAACUCGACGGAAGAGAUCCAAGCAGCGGACAACUCGUCAGCCGCGAGUUCCCGCACUUGCACUUCCUGGGGCACAGCGACGGACGCGUUCUCGUCAGCCGGCCGUUGUGCUGACGCGGAAGUGUCGACGUCGGACGACGGCGGGAGCAGCGCUCGUCAGCAGCCCUUCCAGCUCCAGCAACGUCAUCAACUCCGCGUCGCUCAGGACUCCGAGUCCACUGCCAGCUCCAACAACGGAGACGCGGCGAGAGUCGUGUCUGCCAUUGUGCACACUGAACAACACCAUUGCGGCACUGUCGGGACGACGACGGGUUUCGACAUGGAGGACCCCACUUCCAUUCAGUCGCUGCUCAGUACCCAGCAUCCCAAGCAGGACUUUGAGCUGUAUCAACAGGCGAAACUGCACGCCAUUCCACCCAUCCCGCCGGCACAAAACGGACAGNAUAUAGCCAAAAACUCGACGGAAGAGAUCCAAGCAGCGGACAACUCGUCAGCCGCGAGUUCCCGCACUUGCACUUCCUGGGGCACAGCGACGGACGCGUUCUCGUCAGCCGGCCGUUGUGCUGACGCGGAAGUGUCGACGUCGGACGACGGCGGGAGCAGCGCUCGUCAGCAGCCCUUCCAGCUCCAGCAACGUCAUCAACUCCGCGUCGCUCAGGACUCCGAGUCCACUGCCAGCUCCAACAACGGAGACGCGGCGAGAGUCGUGUCUGCCAUUGUGCACACUGAACAACACCAUUGCGGCACUGUCGGGACGACGACGGGUUUCGACAUGGAGGACCCCACUUCCAUUCAGUCGCUGCUCAGUACCCAGCAUCCCAAGCAGGACUUUGAGCUGUAUCAACAGGCGAAACUGCACGCCAUUCCACCCAUCCCGCCGGCACAAGAAUCUCCAUUGCACUCGACUGCUGCCAGCAGCUUGGACACCACGAAAGCUCUGAGCGGGGCAUUCGCGCCAUGCUCGUCACAGAACGCCCUGGACAACAGCACAGAACGGACAGUCGAAGAAACCACGUUGUCUCAGGUGCUGCUUCAAACAACAGACCCUACUUCCGUCACGGAAUCCCCGCAAACAGCAGUGCAAGACACCCCGAAACGACUCCGUUUCGCAGAAACCGAAAAGACUUCGUCAUCGGCUGAUAACCGCUCCAGACUCCGGGCAGAGGCGCCGCCGCCACUGACGCUGCAAUGCGUUCCUGUUGCUAUCGACGGGGACGACGAGAUCAAGUUCAUCGAUGAUUCAUCGAGUGAAGAAGUGGGGACACCAGUGCCGAUGGCGGAUAAGCUGGAGGAGAUUAAAGCGGAAUUCCUGCGUCGAGCUGCGGAUCCGAAUAUUCGUAGGGUUCUGCCAACUGAUCCCACCUUGAGUUAUGACGAUAUCAAGCCGAUGGAUGACACGGAUUUCCUGCUGUCGAGUUUGCUGGGGGACGAGGAAUUUGUCGGCGUGCCACCGCUGCCGGAUGAGUUGUCAGAGCCGGACUUAAAUGUCUCCGACAUAGUAUCAGUACCACCACCGCCUCCCCGUUACAGCGAAAGCGACCUGGAACUGAACAAAACGUUGAGCAAGUACGGGGGUUUGCCCUCUUAUCCACUCCCAGUGUCCGACACACCCACGUCCAAAGAUGCACCUGAAAGCCUGUCAUCUACGUCAGUUGAAACCGUGAAACGGGACGAAGAGAAAAUGGAGAUUCCGUUGUCAAAGGACGAUGGGACAGUGGUUGAGAAGCAAGAACCGGGUUCACCCAAAGGGGAUCGGACGGUCUUGGGAUCUCUGCCAGUUUUUGGAUCUCCACUCAACGUCGGGACUGUGUCCAGCGUUGUUGAAAGCCAUGAUGCCACCCCCAGGGACAAGAAGGACGUAUUUGGAAGCAGCGAGGCAUUUUCGGAGCCAUUUUUGUCGACGGACGGGAUCAAGUCGUCGACACCGUCCUCAUCUCGGAAGCGCAGCGGACGAUCGUCGAGUCAAAAGGACCGCGAUCGUCAUCGGAGCUCGUCACGUCGCAAGCGGGAAUCUUGUCGGACUGAGACUGUCAACACUCCUGUCAAACCUGCCGACAUUUGCCCUUGGGAGAACGAGUGA
Messenger RNA from Notodromas monacha, 2484 nucleotides. NCBI's taxonomy places the organism in Eukaryota, Metazoa, Arthropoda, Ostracoda, Podocopida, Cyprididae. The record is from the annotation of a GenBank genome assembly.